AUGGCGAUUGAAAAAGGAAUGUUGGAUGUUGAUCAACUUGUUCUUAAACUCAUAACAUCAGGCAAUUUGGACUUUAUCACCUUGAAUGAAAUCACUAAAUAUCCAGUUAAAGAAGAUCGAACACGAAUUUUGCUGGAUCACUUUUCAAAGAUAAAUGACAAUGGCAUUUUAAGACAGUUUGUUUCUUUUAUGCGGGAUCCAUUGAUUCUGAAUUCAGAAGCACUACAGUGGGCUGAAUAUAUGCAAGGUUGUAGUGAUAGUUGCUGCAUGUUCUUCAUUAAGAGAUACAGCAAUGUAUUCAAAUAUGCCCUGGAGGAACAAGGAAUCGAGAGUUUUGCUGAAUACUUUGAGGAAUCGGGCGUGUUGAACAGUUCAGAGAUCGAGGAAUUAUGCAAAUACAGCUUUAAGGAGGCAGCGGAACAGUUUAUGCACAUCCUCUUCACCAAAACAACCAUUCUCACCGUCGCAAACAUGUGGUUUGUUUUAGUGGAGUUCCGACAUGAAAUUCCUUAUCUGGGACCGUAUAUUGAUAGUUUCCUGGAUGCAUUCGAUGAACAAACUGGAUUUUUCUCUCCACGUUUUGACCCCCUAUUGCCAGUGGAACCAUUGUUGGUUGGGAAGUGCUAUGUUAAUUUAUAUCGCCUGCUUCAUAUAAUCCAUGUGGAAGGCACAGAGGCUGUUCGGAGCAUUUUUGAUCGCCACAUCACAUCAGCGGAGCUGGAAGAAGAAGUUAGGAAGAACAAAGUUUUAAUCAAGAAUCGUUUGGAAGGCAAAGAUUUUAGCUCAUUCAGUAAAAUAUGGCUGAAUAUUAUUUAUUCAACGGAGAAAUUCAAAACUGUGCAUUUUACAUUGCCAUUGUUUCAGUUUCUCGCUGUAUUUAUGAAGAAGUUUCCACGUCCAAAAAAGGGCUGGACCGGCCGGCUUGCAAAGUCGGACACUUCUUCGGGAGCUUAUUUGCGACGGAUCUGUGAGAUGCGUGAUUCUCUUUUGAAGGACAUUUUCUUCACAGAUGUAUUUUACUCAAAGUUUGACAAACUAUGGAAUGAAAUUACACAGAUACUGGUUCAGCUUGGAGUCAGCGAUAAGAGGCUACAAGAACUUAAAACGCAACCGAUGAGUGCUGUGUUCAUGGACAGGAAAUAUAUGGAGAAAUACUUCAACAAACCUUUAUCCCAACUACUAGAGGAGCUCAUUGUUAGACACCACAAAGAACAACCAAAGAAGCUUGAAGCAAAAGUAGCUGAUAUCACAAAAGCUAAAGUAGCUGAUAUCAAGGAACAGAACACAAAAGCUAAAGUAGCUGAUAUCAAGGAACAGAACACAAAAGCUAAAGUAGCUGAUAUCAAGGAACAGAACACAAAAGCUAAAGUAGCUGAUAUCAAGGAACAGAACACAAAAGCUAAAGUAGCUGACAUCAAGGAACAGAACACAAAAGCAAAAAAGGAGCAGAAAGAAAAAGAUACAUCAGAGGAUGAAUCUGAACCACUUGGGAAAAAGACAGAAGCUGCUGCCCCGACACUUACAAAGGAAGCUGAGACCCUUGGAGAAUUAAAAUGUCUCUCCCCUCAGAGCAGUGAAGUGCCACUGGAGCAGCAAGUAAUGACACAGGAGUCUCGAGCGACAGAAACUGAUUUAACAUCGGGACAAGACAGCUUAAACAGCACGUCUCAUCUCGAGACUGAUCAGCCGAUGCCUGCAUCCUCUCAGGCAGUCUCAUUCAGUCCAACUGAUCCCGAAUAUUGUGCAAAUUGUGAAGAUGGAAAUGAAGGAACUGAGAUUGAGACGGAAACCAGCCACACAGAGGGGAAAAAGACAGAUGCUGCUGCCCCGACACUUACAAAGGAAGUUGAGACCCUUGGAGAAUCAAAAUGUCUCUCCCUUCAGAGCAGUGAAGUGCCACUGGAGCAGCAAGUAAUGACACAGGAGUUUCGAGCUACAGAAACUGGUAAAGAUUUAACAUUGGAACAAGAUAGCUUAACCAACACGUCUCAUCUUGAGAAUGAUCAGCCGGUGUCUGCAGCCUCUCAGGCAGUCUCAGUCAGCCCAACCGAACCCGAAUAUUGUGCAAAUUAUGAAGAUGGAAAUGAAGAACCUGAGAUUGAGACGGAAACCAGCCACACAGAGGGGAAAACGACAGAUGCUGCUGCCCCGACACUUACAAAGGAAGUUGAGACCCUUGGAGAAUUAAAAUGUCUCUCCCCUCAGAGCAGUGAAGUGCCACUGGAGCAGCAAGUAAUGACACAGAAGUCUCCAGCUACAGAAACUGGUAAAGACCUAAAAUCUGAGCAAGACAGCUUAUCAAACACGUCUCAUCUUGAGACUGAUCAGUCGGUGCCUGUGGCCUCUCAGGCUGUCUCAACCAGUCCAACUGAACCCGAAUAUUGUGAAAAUAGACAUGAAAAACCUGAGAUUGAGGUGGAAACUAGCCACACAAAGAUUUUGGACAGAUUGAUUGACGCUUGUGUGAACACUGAUCCCGUUGAUUUUAAGGAGAGCUUCAAAAGGUUAGAGGUAGAGAGGAACGCCCUAAUGCAGAACAUUGAAAAUCUGAAUGACCGAUGCAAACAAACUGAGAAUAAAAGCCACCUCGAGAUCAAAGCAUGGAAGCAAAGAAUCCGAGAGAAAGAGAGGCAGUGUCAAAGCCUGCAGCAAGAAUUUGUCAGCCUAAACCAGCAACUAAAAGAGGAAUUCCGCAGGAUGGCCCAGGAGCAGGAAGACCAUCAGACACAACUGCUGAAAGUCAAAGACCAAAUCUGUGGAAAAAAAUCUGAACUUGAGAGAUGCAUCAAGUCGAAUAUUGACAAGGAUAAAGAGAUCAUGAAGGUUAAAAGGGAAUUACAGCAGGAGAGAGAGCGAUGGCUCCGGGAAAAACUACAAUUGGAGGAAGAGCUCGCAAACAUACAACAAACUGAAUUAGAAACCCUAAGAAAAGCCAUUAAUCAGGAGGUUUUCUUGCUGGAGAUGCAUAGAGAUUUCUUUGUCUGUAACUUGGAGAGUGCCUUGGUGGAGACUGAACAACAGUUAACCAACCUCAAGGAUCAUAUUAAAGGGCAGACUGUUGUCCCACCACUAAUCCAGGGAGCUCUGAACAAGUGGGAAGGUGUUGCCACUGAUCUCAGAAACAAGAUUGACUAUACUACGAAAGAGUUCAAUAAUCAUAUAUAUAUGAUUAAAAAUGGAGCCAAACUCCAGAGUCUUCCUCCACUGAACAAUCCUGAACAACCGUAUCCUCUUUCUCUGCAUGUCAUGAAAUCUGGGAACCAAGCGAAUGUUCUGCAUUCACUAGGAUCACAACCUUCCUUACAGGCAUACACUGGAAGCCCAAUUCCUGUCAUGCCCAGUUCCUUGCGAGGUUACAACAAUAGGUUAGAAUUGAACAGUUUCAUUGAUCAAGUACAAACUGGACAGGAGUUAUGGACGGGGUUUGGGAAACAAAAAUCCUCUGAGACACGUGUGCAGCUGCAGAGUACUGAAGAGGACCCCUGUGUCAUCUGCCACGAGGAGCUUGUUCCAUCAGAAGAUUGCUACAUGCUGGAGUGUAAACAUGUUUUCCACAGAAAGUGUAUUGACCACUGGCUGAAGGAACAGAGUACAUGUCCAAUUUGUAGAAUUCUUGUACUAAAGCCAGAGGACUACCCACAGCUGUCCAAAAAUUGAGAUGCUUCCUAUCAGUAACUCUGGCAAAAUCAGCUGCUUACCAUUCCAACAAGUGAAGAUUUAUUGGAAAGAUUUUGAAUACUCGUUUAAAAGAAAGAAACCAAAGAGUCUUAUUCAUGCAACCUCAUGUCUGAAAAGUAUUAGUAUUAUCUUUGUUUAACGUGUUCAUUCUGAAGUUCCCUUGAUGGGCUACUGGGUAAAGAAAGACAAGCCAGACAGACCAGAAAGUUUGUCGUGAUCAAAUCCUGGUCUGUGCUGAGUUAGUUCAUCUCAGCCAGAAUAACUGUUGGGCUAUCACAAUCCGGUUCGGUGCCUGUUUUAAGAGAGGGUUGAAGGGGGUCGUCGUUAAAAUCGUGACGGGUUCCUGCUUUUGAUAACUCUUCAGUGACUUCUGUUUGGGUGAGAAGAGGAAAUGGCUUGGCAUUGCUGCCCUUCCUCAUAUCUAAACAACUCAUAGCAUUCGCUGUCAAGAUUCAUACAUGAAGAAUGGUUAUUUUGACGAUGUGUUGGAGGGUGCCUAACUAAUAUUCCAGCAAAGAAUCCAGCUCUUCAGGAGAUGAAAAUGAAGGGAGAAAAAAUGGCAGAAAACAAAAUUAAUUUUUUUUACAUUUUACCCUUUUGAGAUCUCCAAUAUCUUUUACUGUUUGUGAAAAUCUGGGUAAAUAUAUUUCUGAUGUUAAAAGGUUAAAUAAAAAAAUAAGAAAAUAAAA
Molecule: messenger RNA, 4367 nt
Organism: Callorhinchus milii (elephant shark)
Lineage: Eukaryota; Metazoa; Chordata; Chondrichthyes; Chimaeriformes; Callorhinchidae
Product: E3 ubiquitin-protein ligase DZIP3
Exons: 25
Coding region: 1-3657 (1218 amino acids)
Biological process (GO): protein polyubiquitination
Cellular component (GO): cytoplasm
Molecular function (GO): ubiquitin-protein transferase activity; polyubiquitin modification-dependent protein binding; RNA binding
Source: RefSeq, a predicted model, not a curated record